CCAGAAAGAUGGAGCCAAAGCAGCACACUUGACAAAAAUCACCAUGUUUCCAUCAUUGACUGACCCCCCUGAGACCCCCUGACCUCCUCUCUUUCCGCCACGCUCCCCACCCAUCAAUCACUUUCUAAUAUCAUUUGCACUCCCCACAUCCGAUUCCCUAUAUCAAUCUCUAAUUUCAAGCAGCCCAGCUGAGCAAAACAGAGGAGAAAAAAAAAAACUGCUAACAUCAACGACGCUCUGCUUUUGCCAUGGAGGAGAGGCCGGAGACAGAGCUCAUAUCGAUUCCAGCGACCCCACGAGUUUCUACGCCGGAGAUUCUGACGCCGACGGGACAGCGCUCUCCAAGGCCACCUUCUAAGGAGGCAAAGUCCUCGACGGCGUGGACUCCGACGUCGUUUAUAUCGCCGAGGUUUUUGAGCCCCAUUGGGACUCCCAUGAAAAGGGUGCUGAUUAAUAUGAAGGGUUACUUGGAGGAGGUGGGUCAUCUCACCAAGCUUAACCCUCAGGAUGCUUGGCUUCCGAUUACCGAGUCCCGUAAUGGCAAUGCUCAUUACGCUGCGUUUCAUAACCUCAACGCUGGGAUUGGCUUCCAAGCUCUGCUUUUGCCCGUCGCCUUCGCCUUCCUCGGCUGGAGCUGGGGAAUACUGACACUAACAAUAGCCUAUUGCUGGCAACUUUAUACUCUUUGGAUUCUGGUUCAGCUUCAUGAAGCAGUGCCAGGCAAAAGGUACAACAGAUAUGUGGAGCUUGCUGAAGCAGCCUUUGGGGAAAGAUUGGGAGUAUGGCUGGCUGUGUUUCCUACUGUCUACCUAUCAGCAGGAACUGCAACGGCAUUGAUUCUUAUUGGAGGAGAGACAAUGAAACUCUUCUUCCAAAUAGUAUGUGGGCCGCUCUGUUCUUCAAAUCCUUUAACAACUGUUGAGUGGUACCUUGUAUUUACAUCACUCUGUAUUGUUCUUUCUCAACUCCCAAACCUCAAUUCAAUUGCUGGACUUUCCCUUAUUGGAGCUGUGACUGCCAUCACUUACUCCACCAUGGUUUGGGUCCUCUCUGUUAGCCAGCAAAGGCCUCCGACGAUCUCAUACGAACCCCUUUCGAUGCCUUCGCCUUCUUCUUCUGUCUUCUCUGUCAUGAAUGCACUCGGAAUCGUAGCCUUUGCUUUCAGAGGCCAUAACUUGGUUUUGGAAAUUCAAGCAACAAUGCCUUCAACUUUUAAGCAUCCUGCUCAUGUUCCCAUGUGGAGAGGAGCCAAAGUUGGCUAUUUUUUCAUUGCAGCUUGCUUGUUUCCUGUUGCUAUUGGAGGAUUUUGGGCAUAUGGGAACCUUAUGCCUUCAGGAGGGAUGCUCAAUGCCUUAUAUGCAUUUCACAGCCAUGACAUUCCCAGAGGGCUUCUUGCCAUUACUUUCCUUCUAGUGGUGUUCAAUUGUUUGAGCAGUUUCCAGAUAUACUCGAUGCCCGUUUUUGACAGCUUCGAAGCUAGCUACACAAGUCGAACAAACCGUCCUUGUUCCAUCUGGGUUCGCUCUGGCUUCCGUGUGUUCUAUGGAUUUGUCAACUUCUUCAUUGGAGUAGCACUUCCUUUCCUCUCUAGUUUGGCUGGUCUGCUAGGAGGACUCACUCUUCCAGUCACAUUUGCUUACCCUUGCUUCAUGUGGGUACUCAUUAAAAAGCCUACAAAGUUCAGUUUCAAUUGGUACUUCCACUGGACAUUGGGCUGGCUGGGCAUUGCUUUUAGCUUGGCCUUUUCAAUUGGAGGCAUAUGGAGUUUGGUGAACAGUGGACUUAAGUUGAAGUUCUUCAAACCCAGUUGAUCAACAAACAUCAUCAGAGAAGAGCAACUUUGAGUUCAGUGUACUAUUUCAUGUUAUGUGGUCGAAAUAAUCUAUCGAUCCGAUAUUUUCGUGAAUAUAGUUUGAAAGUUUGUAAAAUUUUCAGAAUCACCAUGAAAAUCUUCGAGCUAAAAGUUGAACUCUUUA
Messenger RNA from Cucurbita moschata (crookneck pumpkin), 1976 nucleotides. Its product is annotated as lysine histidine transporter-like 8. Lineage: Eukaryota; Viridiplantae; Streptophyta; Magnoliopsida; Cucurbitales; Cucurbitaceae. Bases 249 to 1811 code for a protein of 520 amino acids. Gene Ontology annotation, cellular component: plasma membrane. The transcript has 5 exons. The record is from RefSeq and is a predicted model, not a curated record.